Molecule: messenger RNA, 602 nt
Organism: Rhodamnia argentea
Lineage: Eukaryota; Viridiplantae; Streptophyta; Magnoliopsida; Myrtales; Myrtaceae
Product: phospholipase A(1) DAD1, chloroplastic-like
Exons: 1
Coding region: 81-602 (173 amino acids)
Biological process (GO): lipid metabolic process
Molecular function (GO): glycerophospholipase activity
Source: RefSeq, a predicted model, not a curated record
UCGCCGGAAGUCGUCGGAUUACGGCAAGCACACCUCCGACGCGGCGGCUCUCUCACAUCCCCGCUGUCCCGGACGCCCCCAUGGUAGAGAGCGGGUUCCAAAGCCCGUCCACGUCGCGCGCCCCCAAUUGCCCGAGCCUGCAGGAGAUGGUGCGCGAGGAGAUCUCGCGGCUCCUGCAGUCGUACGGCGACGAGCCGAUCACCCUGACCGUCACCGGCCACAGCUUGGGCGCGGCCCUGGCCACGCUCACCGCGUACGACGUGAAGACGGCCUUCGGGAGCGCGGCCCCACUCGUCACCGUCAUCUCCUUCGGCAGCCCACGGGUAGGCAACCGGAGCUUCCGGUGCGGCCUCGAGGAGCAAGGGAUCAAGGUCCUUCGCAUCGUCAACUCGGACGACCUGAUAACAAAAGUGCCUGGGUUCGUCAUCAACAGAGCCGACGGCCACAACGGCGUCCCGAGCGACCGGGACAUCCGGGUGCUGAGCUCGCCGAGCUGGAUCCAGAGACGCGUGGCGGACACACGGUGGGAAUAUGCUGAGGUCGGGAAAGAGCUGAGGCUCGAAAGGAGGGACUCGCUGUACCUCAGCUGCAUCCACGUAUGA